Molecule: messenger RNA, 4494 nt
Organism: Hippocampus zosterae (dwarf seahorse)
Lineage: Eukaryota; Metazoa; Chordata; Actinopteri; Syngnathiformes; Syngnathidae
Gene: kcnc1b
Product: potassium voltage-gated channel, Shaw-related subfamily, member 1b
Exons: 4
Coding region: 868-2661 (597 amino acids)
Biological process (GO): protein homooligomerization; potassium ion transmembrane transport
Cellular component (GO): voltage-gated potassium channel complex; dendrite membrane; neuronal cell body membrane
Molecular function (GO): protein binding; delayed rectifier potassium channel activity
Source: RefSeq, a predicted model, not a curated record
CAGAUGCGCACCGACACAUCUGACUCACGGAAUAACGAUUGAACUCUCGAGCUAUUCAAAAGCCAAACCAGCGCAUCUCGGUUACUGCACACCGAAAUGUCAAUGCGUUCAUCCAUCAUCGUGAACGCCUUCAAUCAUUUCCAUGGUUGUUUUUGUUUAGCGAGGGGCGGGUCGUUGCUCACACCUACAGAGUGACAGUGGGGAGAAAUUGGGCACAGUGAAGCGCCGUAUUUGGGGACCACUAUUAGGCUGCAUCACUGGGCAUGCUCCAUCUGUCGUGUGAGAGGGGGAAGCAGCGGGCAUGUUCUUACCUUUUGUUUUUACCUUUCGAUGGUUUCUUUCCACUUCAGCGAUCUCGGAUGUCCUCUACUGACUAGAUCCUCGCCUCCCUUUUGCAGCAACAGUAGACGUUUUCGGUGAUGCCGAGACAAAGAGCUGCACUCGGCUGCUGCGCGUCGGUGUGAAGGAGGCAGCGUCUGGAGGAGGGAUCGAACACGGUACCGGGAGAGCGGGCGCUGUCUGCUCAGCACCAGCGACGCAAUCGCCUUGACUCGGAUGAGCCUGUAAAAAGGUGAAGAAUAGUUAGGCGCGCGGGCAUCAUUGUCUUGUCUGUUGCUUGUCGCUGGAUUUGGCGACGAUGUGCAGACGCCCAUCGGCCGCGUUCGUUUUGGAUUUCGCCUGCAGCCUGACGGGCACGUCAGCGUCCACAUCUCCCAAGUUCGCCGCUGCCUGACGGGCGUCGAGCCGGCGGCGAUUCGCGUUUGCUUCCCGGGCGCGGGGUGAGACGACACAGGUGGCUCGGCGCGCGGCUCUCACCUUUGCCACCAUGACGAGGGGAACGUGGCUGAGCGAUGCUUAAGGGACGCGAUGGGCCUGAGCGACGACAAGGAUCGCGUCGUGAUCAACGUGGGAGGGAUCCGGCACCAGACGUACCGCAGCACCCUUCGAACCCUUCCGGGCACCCGCCUGUCGUGGCUGGCCGAGCCUGACGCUCCCAACCACUUUGACUAUGACGCUAAGAUCGAGGAGUUCUUUUUCGACCGCCACCCGGGCGUGUUCGCGCACAUCCUCAACUAUUACAGGACAGGUAAGCUGCACUGCCCGGCCGAUGUGUGCGGGCCGCUCUACGAGGAGGAGUUGGCGUUUUGGGGCAUCGACGAGACGGACGUGGAACCGUGCUGCUGGAUGACCUAUCGCCAGCACCGGGAGGCGGAGGAGGCCCUUGAUAGUUUCGGCGGCGGGGGACUGUUGGACCUGGGCAACGACGAUGCCGAGCCCGAGCAGGAGCACGGGGAGGACGACGCGGAUGAGAUGACGCGGCGGCUGGCGCACGGAGACUCGCCUGAUGUUCGCAGCGGCACUUUAUGGAGCCGCUGGCAAAAGCACGUUUGGGCUCUCUUUGAGGACCCCUACUCCUCCAAAUAUGCAAGGUGGGUGGCUCUGGCCUCGCUGUUCUUUAUCCUGGUUUCCAUCACCACGUUCUGUCUGGAGACCCACGAGUCCUUCAACCCUAUCAUCAACCGCACCGAGGUGGAGCUGGUGGACAACAUCACGGUGGAGCACACGUACCAGGAGCCCGAGACAGCGGCCUACCUCACCUACAUCGAAGGCGUUUGCGUCGUGUGGUUCACUUUUGAAUUCCUCAUGCGAAUAACUUUCUGUCCAAACAAAUUUGACUUCAUCCGGAACGCUCUGAACAUUAUCGACUUUGUGGCCAUCCUGCCCUUCUACCUGGAGGUGGGUCUCAGCGGGCUCUCUUCAAAGGCAGCUAAGGAUGUGCUGGGUUUCCUCCGAGUGGUCCGCUUUGUUAGGAUCCUGCGUAUCUUCAAGCUAACUCGCCACUUUGUGGGUCUGAGGGUGCUGGGCCACACGCUGAGAGCGAGCACCAACGAGUUCCUUCUCCUCAUUAUUUUCCUGGCCCUGGGUGUCCUCAUCUUUGCCACAAUGAUCUACUAUGCGGAACGGAUCGGCGCAAACCCCAACGACCCUCGAGCCAGCGAGCACACGCAGUUCAAGAACAUCCCGAUCGGAUUCUGGUGGGCCGUGGUGACGAUGACGACCCUCGGCUACGGCGACAUGUACCCUCAGACCACCUCUGGUAUGCUGGUGGGAGCCUUGUGCGCCCUGGCAGGCGUGCUGACCAUCGCCAUGCCUGUCCCUGUGAUUGUCAACAACUUUGGAAUGUAUUACUCCCUGGCCAUGGCGAAACAGAAACUACCAAAGAAAAAAAAUAGGCACAUCCCACGGGCACCCCAACCUGGUUCUCCAAAUUUCUGUAAAUCGAGCAUCAGCUCGCAACAUCAGAGCCCCGUUGCCCACGACGACGUUUUCGAGAUCAAGUUUCAAGAUUCCAAGCUGAACGGCGAGGCUGCGAACGCUGCUCUGGCCAAUGAGGACUGCCCUCACAUCGACCAGGCCAUAUCACCUGAGGAAAUCUUCAGCCCCAGCGAAAGAGAGCGGCCCUGCUUCCUGGUCACCACCGCCGAGCGGCCCAACCACACGGGGGGCAGAGUGAGGAGGGGUUAUGAAAAGCCUUGGAGCCUUAACAGCAUGUCUGGCAUGAGCGGGGAUGCCUCUGGAGUGUCCUCAGUGUCCGCCCUGCCCUGCAGCCCACCCUGUCUAAUGCAGCACUCACAUUCUCCCAUCCCAUCCAUUAUGUAGCAUGGUUGAGUAGCAGAUACAAUGCCAUUGGAAGGCCAGUCCACACUUCUCCUCGAAACAUUUGUUUUCAGAUAUCACCCCCGCCCCUUUCUUUUUUUUUUUUAAUUUGACACUUUUGUUCCUGCUUUCUCAUUUUUAUUUUCCUUCUCCUGGAAAACUGUAUCUCAACUGUUCGGAUACUCCCAAUGGUUCCCCUUGGGGGGGUGUCAUCAUAUCCUAGACUAGAAAGUCACUUUGGCGAGACGCCAAAUGAGCAUGGGUCACCUCAGUCGCCGGCAAAAGCGCCGUUCUACAGGCUAACUCCACCUCUUUUCCCCCUAUGUUGACUUCAUUGCCUGUUGCUCUGUUGCUUUUGAUCUCGCAUACUUUUGUGCCGACGACUUUCUUCUUCUCAUCUGCUUUUGGCAAUCCUGUGAAAGAUGUACCGGUGUGCUGGACAUAAACAACACGUUGCUUUUAAAACAUAUCCAAACUGUAUCAUUGCCAGGUGUUAAGCAAACUCCUCUGAAGUGCUUUGUAUGUUGCAAAGUAGAGACGUUACAAUUCUGAACGCACAAAACCAGCUAAUGUUAACGGAGUGGCCAUGUAUGAGGGAAAAAAAACAGAAAAACAAACAGCAAGAUGAUGUCCAAUGCACAAAGGAGAUGAUGACAAUUCCUAUGAUACUAGUGAUGAAUAAUGUCAACGGAACUCAAACUGUUUGGUCCUUUGCAUGAACUGCAUGAGAAAUUAUGUUCUACAACAAUCUAACUGUAUUUCAGUACCUGUAAGAGAAAACAUUGUCUUUCAUAAGCAUCGCAAAGCUUUGCCAUUUUUAUGCAUUUCUGAGACAGCUUUACAAGAGACUCAGUCAUAGCGAGAUUUUUAUGUAGCUGCCAUUCUUUGCCUUUCCCCAAUAUAUCAUAUAUAUUUUCUUGUAUUCAUUUGACCACUAAAAUUAUUUCACUUGAGGUAUUUGGUACAAAGUCAGCUAUAAAGUUGGCAUGAGCAUUUUUUUAAAACAAAUAUAUCCACUGGUAGGUUAGGACCUUUUUAAGGGGAGAAAAAAAUAAUUGUCUCCUGCAGCCGCUCUUAUGGUGUAUAUGCAGAAAUUGAGGCAAGAAAUAUAACAAUGGAGCUUUUGUACGAGGUGAGGCAAAGUAAAAAAAAAAAAAUGAAAUGAAAUAUUUUUGACACAAUACAACAUUGUUGUAGCAUAAAGACAUUUAUGAUUUCAUUUUACAGCACACAGCUUAUUCGCAAUCGAAAUAACUUUUUGGUUAGCACGUUAACGUUUAGCAAAUAAUCUUUUGGAGAGAAACAAAAUUAAUCUUUUCUACAUAAUGAAGCACACAAUGUUAAUCGAGGGCCACUUGAAAACACAUACAUAAAUAUACGUCACGUUGGAAUAAAUUGCAGGUGUCAAGAGCAGUGCAGCAUGUAUCUAAUCAAAAAGUAUCAAUACUGUCACACAUGUUCCGAUACGCUCCCAAUAAUUUGACUUUUCAAGGCACUUUAACGGAUGUUGACCAAUCAGGAUGUGGACAAAUUUCUAGAAACAUAUUUUACAACAAGUAUAAAUAUAUGUUCAUUCUGAACGAACAGAGUUUUACAUUCAAAGUCAUGUUUUUUGUGGUGAUUACUGGACGUUAUAUAUUAAGAAAAAAAAAAACUUGUGAAGAAUUGUUGGGAAGAGAUGCAGGUGGGGAAAAGAAAAUUCAAACCACUAUAGGAUGUGGGUCUUCUUGGGGAAAGGUAAAUGCAUGUAUUUUCAAUUUAUGCAACAGAAAACUAUACAAAUAAAAAAGAUGUACAGAUAAGUCCUUGCAUGAAAUAAAUUUUGUACUCAAUGAG